GCUCCCUUUAGAGGAAGGGUGGUAACUCUGUGUGGCAUAGGUGAGACUGUUUCUCAUGUCGGAGUCUCAUGUUCUGGUUUUGAAUCUGACAUUGCGCAUCUGUGAAAGAUGACCCAUAAAGUGACACAGCUAAUGAGGCAUUCUGCGCCAGCAUUGAUGUCGCCAUGGUAACCAGUUCUGAUGCUUCCCACGGAGCGCCACGCCUUGUACCUGGUGGUACCUGCCAACAUCCUGUACACACUUGCAGCUGUCACACACUCAUGGUUCGAGCUGCCACCUCACAGCUUCUACGGCCUGUGGUGGGUACAGUUCUGUGACUACCUGCGCUGUCAGAUUAUACCAGCAUUCUACUCUGAGGAACCAGUGUGGUACCAUGUGCUGCAGGGUCUCAGUUUGCUGGGAUGGGGAGCGCUCUCCCUGUCGAUGCUGCUGCUAAUUUCCACACGACUAGAUAAAUGCCUCCCAGAGCAGUUUGUGAAAAGCAAGCGUCAGCUGACUAUAUCUGGGGUUUGUCUUGUUUCUGUGUUUGCGAUCUCCUCCAGUCUGGUUGUGUUCUAUGCGAAGCUGGAUGAAUCCAGUCCAGCCAUGCACCCUCAGAUCUCCUGGUCUGCCAUGUUGGCAGGGACUGCCUGUCUGUUUGAACUUCUCGCUGGUAUCAUGUUGAUGCAAGUGCCGACGUUCACGAUAUGAUCUGUGUACACUCUGUGUGGCUGCUGGGGCUGUGUGUAUAUAUAUGUACAUGAUCACAGAAGAGAUACUGUGGUUGAUGAGGACGUUCACGAUAUGAUCUGUGUACACUCUGUGUGGCUGCUGGGGCUGUGUGUAUAUAUAUGUACAUGAUCACAGAAGAGAUACUGUGGUUGAUGAGGACGUUCACGAUAUGAUCUGUGUACACUCUGUGUGGCUGCUGGGGCUGUGUGUAUAUAUAUGUACAUGAUCACAGAAGAGAUACUGUGGUUGAUGAGGACGUUCCGCCGACUCCGGGUAGAAACUGAAUGUAACCAUGGAUGCUGAAUACAAAUCAAAAUGUUGGUCAUAUGUCAAGUCACCAUCACUGAUGUUUGAAGAUAGUAUCUGUUACAUUUUAUUUCAUUUUGCGAAAGAAGUGAUGCAUCUUUAAGAUGUUUGCCAUGUUGACGUAAACCUGCUUGCAUGUGUACAUUUCAGUUUUGUUGGCGUGUUGAGGAGUGUACAGGAAGAUCUGUUGUCAUGUAAUAACACACAUGGAACCCUCACUCGCUGGAACCUCAUAAAUCCUGGAUUCUGUGUCAUCUGUGGCCAUGCUGAAUAUGUCGAUGCCAAGUUUACCAAGCAGUUCUUGCCAAACAAAAAGCAAUCUUGCACUGACUGAAAGUGAUACUUGUUCGAGUGUAGAAUUUCACUGUAAGUGAAGUAAAAUAUAUAAACAGUAUCACAUUUUGUGUAGCUAUGCUUGAGACAACUGAGUAGAAACAGAUGACGUAGACUUUCCAGAUGGUACCAGCAUUACAGAUGGCUGUCAGACCCCAGAAAAAGUGUUAGAUAUGUCAAGUGAGUACAAUGUCAGGGGUCUCCAGUCAGUACAAUGUCAGGGGUCUCCAGUCAGUACAAUGUCAGGGUCUCAAGUCAGUACAAUGUCUGGGUCUCCAGUCAGUACAAUAUCUGGUGUGUCCAGUGAGUACAAUGUCAGGAUCUCCAGUCAGUACAAUGUCAGGGUGUCCAGUCAGUACAAUGUCUGGGAUUUCCCGACAAUACAAAAUGUGACUUUGCCUCAUUUAACGGCUCCUGCUCACAACUUGGUGUACACAGUAGGCAACUCGUGAGGAGUCAGUAUGUCACACACUAAGAGAAAUGAAUAUGGUUUUUUCAUAAGCACUGAAGAUAUUUUAAAUAUCGACUUGAUCACCUUUGAUUAUCUCCCUUUGCUAGAACAAGUUAUCUCCCUUUGCAGGCCAUGUUCUACUAAUGAUGGCGGUUAAACCUGUAGUUGAGACCAUUCAUUACUCAGGUCAAACUGUAGCCAUGAAAUUGCUUGAAUGCCUCUCAGCCUGUGUCUGAUGUUCUCCGUCCCUCCAUUGUGAAUAGUGCACAUACACAGGUACUGUUUCUUUGCCAAGUAUUUGCAUCUUUAUUGUUUCCAAUCUAUUUAUGAAGUGACUCAAUGCAAAGCCAAUGAAAAUUCAUUAGCUGUGUACAAACCAGCCUUUUUAUUUGGUUCACAAUGUUUUAGUAGACGUUGAGUGCCUCCAAGUCAACAACACAUGAUGCUCACACUCAAGUUGUGCAUCAUGAUCUGAGAUUUCAUUAAACUUGUCCCAAACA
This is a messenger RNA of Haliotis rubra (blacklip abalone), 2301 nucleotides long. RefSeq lists its product as uncharacterized. The transcript has 4 exons. The record is from RefSeq and is a predicted model, not a curated record. Lineage: Eukaryota; Metazoa; Mollusca; Gastropoda; Lepetellida; Haliotidae. Bases 181 to 690 code for a protein of 169 amino acids.